This is a messenger RNA of Williopsis jadinii, 458 nucleotides long. RefSeq lists its product as uncharacterized. The record is from RefSeq and is a predicted model, not a curated record. Lineage: Eukaryota; Fungi; Ascomycota; Saccharomycetes; Phaffomycetales; Wickerhamomycetaceae. The coding region runs from base 169 to 408 and encodes 79 amino acids. The transcript has a single exon.
ACGAACACUUUUGAAUAAUCAAAAAAAAUUCAUGAUUAGCAUGGAAAGUUUUACUCAUCAUUAGCAAAAUGAACGCAAGAGAACAUCGAUUUGGAGGGACGCCAAAACUUUAUAUAAAACUUAGCUAUAGAAAAACUUGAAGGCCUAAAACACGUUGCAGUUAGUAAAAUGAUCCAAAAGAAUCAAGGAACUCUCCAUCGUCCGAUAGUAUAUAAUAAAGCAUUAAUAUGCAAUCAGAAUUUUCAGUGUGUUUGGCAAAGAAUCGGUUCGAUCAUGGUAAAAAACGAUAAUCUGUUUGGGGCGACAUCUAUUCAUCAUUUGGAUAUUAAAAAAAAGCCGCUCUAUCAGCAUCAAUGGACAGUUCAGGUACAGAAUAAACUUACAAAGUUGAACUCAACUUCGACGUAAGAACGCUCAACAAGUUUGUUCUAUUUCCAUCUCGGCUUCCUUAAAGUUAG